Sitodiplosis mosellana (orange wheat blossom midge) is the source of this 3293-nucleotide messenger RNA. It is a transcript of the gene Dhx15, whose product is annotated as putative pre-mRNA-splicing factor ATP-dependent RNA helicase PRP1. Gene Ontology annotation, cellular component: intracellular anatomical structure; spliceosomal complex. NCBI's taxonomy places the organism in Eukaryota, Metazoa, Arthropoda, Insecta, Diptera, Cecidomyiidae. The transcript is spliced from 8 exons. The record is from RefSeq and is a predicted model, not a curated record. The coding region runs from base 753 to 2966 and encodes 737 amino acids. Gene Ontology annotation, molecular function: ATP binding; RNA helicase activity; RNA binding.
GUGUUCAGCGGCGAACGGAUAAUAUGUUUGGAUCAAUGUAUUUUCUUCAUUUUCGAAUUUUAGCAAAAUGUAUGGGCUCAAUAAAGGCAAAAAAAUGGCUUGCUAAAAUAAAGAAAUAUCUGCACAAAAUCCGUCAACAAAUUGUCUGUCAUGAAUUUGUCUAAAAACAAUGGGCGCACAUAAAAAUCCAACGUUUAAAGUCGUGUCGCGCCGAAUGUGUUUGUCUCUGUGUUUUUUUCUUCUCUCGUUCAUUUUUGACAUUCCUCUUUUUUCAGCACAUACUCACGCGUGCGGCGACAAGUACAAAAUAAAUAAAAUAUAUGCUUCUGCUCCAUAAAUUGCACUUACCGAAUGCAAAAGUGACUGCAAAAAAACGUUUUUCCGAUACAUUGGCGUACAGAACGAUCAAAAGAUACAAAAUACACAACAUUUAAUUGCAUACAAACGGCAACAAAAAAAUAAAUCGAAUUCAGCUUUAGAACAUUACGGAGAAGUGUCAUUCAUAUUGUAUCGUGCGGUGUGUAUGUGAAGAGUAUCUCUCGCUUCAGUUUGUGUCGAGAGACGUUUUCAAACGAAACGUGUUUCUCGCAACCAAUUGAGUGAUCAGAAAAAAGAAAAAGAAAAACAAAGCAAACCUGCUGAUUGUUUAUCGUUUAAUUUUUGGUGUGCCAGUGCAACCAAUUUGUUGAAUUCACCAUUUGCAGCGGCAAAUAAUUGGAAAAGUGUGCAGAUAAAUUAAAACCACAGACAAAAUGUCAAAGAGACGCAUUGAAAUGGAUCCAUUUAUUAAGAAACGGCGUGAAGAAAAAGGCAUUCCAGUUGAUACGGGUUCGGGACCAGCGUCGAGCGCUCAAGCAACAACAACAUCAAAUCUACUGCAAAGUGGCGCUGGAGCCACUUCAACAACCACACGCCAAAAUUCAGUGAAUCCAUUAAAUAAUCAACCGUAUUCGCAACGUUAUUACACCUUGUAUCGCAAAAGGAUAACACUGCCGGUGUUUGAGUAUCGUGCGGAUUUUAUGCGAUUGCUGGCGGAAAAUCAGUGCAUUGUACUCGUUGGCGAGACUGGUAGUGGUAAAACUACACAAAUUCCACAAUGGUGUGUCGAAUAUGCCCGUUCGAUUGGUUCAAAGGGUGUUUCAUGUACGCAACCCCGUCGAGUGGCCGCAAUGUCUGUGGCCCAGCGUGUUUCAGAGGAAAUGGAUGUGAUACUGGGCCAAGAGGUGGGCUAUAGCAUUCGGUUCGAGGAUUGUUCGUCACCAUCAACGGUGCUCAAAUACAUGACAGACGGUAUGUUGUUGCGUGAAGGUAUGAGCGAUCCAACACUCGAUGGAUAUCAAGUGAUUUUACUCGAUGAAGCGCACGAACGUACAUUGGCCACCGAUAUUCUGAUGGGUGUACUGAAAGAGGUGAUUCGACAGCGAACCGAUUUGAAAUUAGUGGUGAUGUCGGCCACAUUGGAUGCGGGCAAAUUUCAACAAUAUUUCGAUAAUGCACCGCUAAUGAAUGUACCCGGUCGUACGCAUCCGGUCGAAAUUUUCUACACACCCGAACCGGAACGUGAUUACUUGGAAGCGGCCAUUCGAACGGUCAUUCAAAUUCACAUGUGCGAAGAGAUUGAAGGUGAUGUUCUGAUGUUUUUGACUGGACAAGAGGAAAUCGAAGAGGCUUGCAAACGAAUUAAACGUGAAAUUGAUAAUUUGGGCCCCGAAAUGGGUGAAUUAAAGUGCAUACCAUUGUAUUCAACACUACCACCCAAUUUGCAACAAAGAAUUUUCGAACCACCACCGCCAAACAAACCGAAUGGUGCCAUUGGACGUAAGGUUGUGGUGUCGACCAACAUUGCCGAAACAUCGUUGACAAUUGAUGGCGUCGUGUUUGUCAUUGAUCCCGGAUUUGCUAAACAAAAGGUGUACAAUCCGCGUAUUCGUGUGGAAAGUUUAUUGGUUUCACCGAUCAGUAAGGCAUCGGCACAGCAGCGUGCUGGACGUGCCGGCCGUACGAAACCCGGAAAAUGCUUCCGACUAUACACCGAAAAAGCGUACAAAAAUGAAAUGCAAAGCAAUACAUACCCGGAAAUUUUACGGUCAAACUUAGGAACUGUGGUGUUACAAUUGAAAAAAUUGGGCAUUGAUGAUUUGGUACAUUUCGAUUUCAUGGAUCCACCGGCACCAGAGACUCUGAUGCGUGCACUUGAGCUAUUGAAUUAUUUGGCCGCACUCGAUGAUGAUGGCAAUCUAACCGAUUUGGGUGCCGUCAUGGCAGAAUUUCCACUGGAUCCACAGCUAGCGAAAAUGUUAAUUGCCAGCUGCAACCAUAAUUGUUCAAACGAAAUUCUUUCCAUCACAGCUAUGUUGUCGGUACCUCAAUGUUUCGUGCGACCAAAUGAUGUGAAGAAGCAAGCAGAUGAAGCAAAGAUGCGCUUUGCACACAUCGAUGGCGAUCAUUUAACACUGCUAAACGUUUACCAUGCAUUCAAACAGAGCAACGAAGAUACAAAUUGGUGUUACGAAAAUUUCGUUAACUAUCGAUCACUAAAACAAGCCGAUAAUGUGCGUCAGCAACUGUCACGGAUUAUGGACCGAUUUAAUUUAAAACGAACCAGCACAGAUUUCUCAUCGAAGGAUUAUUACAUAAAUAUUCGAAAGGCCUUAGUUCAGGGUUUCUUCAUGCAAGUUGCUCAUUUAGAACGAACCGGACACUAUUUGACGAUCAAGGACAAUCAAGUAGUGCAAUUACAUCCGUCAACCUGUUUGGAUCACAAACCCGAUUGGGUUAUCUACAAUGAGUUCGUAUUGACAACGAAAAAUUACAUACGAACGGUAACUGAUGUUAAACCUGAGUGGCUUCUGAAGAUUGCACCCCAAUAUUACGAUAUGAACAACUUCCCGCAAUGCGAGGCGAAACGACAACUUGAAGUGCUACAGGCGCGCAUUGAUUCGAAACAAUUUCAGCAAGGAUUUUAAGUUAGAUACAAGAUUGUAAUUUUAUAUAUGAUUUUAAGGAUUCGAAAUUCACUGAAGCACAUACAAAUCCAGACAGAACAGCAAAUACUACUCCAAUUGAUUGGGAACACACUCAACCAACCACACACGAAAACCAACACAGAGUUAAGCAUUCAUUAAUGAAUCAUUAUUACAGAAUUAAUUGUAACUAUAAUUAUAGUUUGAAAGUAGAAAAAAAAAAAACAAAUGCUACUUCAACCAAUGCAAGCAAUGUCCACCUUCAUAUAGUCGACAUUUAUGUGUUUCCAAUAUUAUUGCAUCCUUAAAUAAAUGUUUUCCUAACUUUCA